AUGAAAUGGACUUAUGAGGACAAAGUCGGCCCACUCAAGCCCAGCAAGAAGACCUCGAGCCCACCAAGCGACUCCCUCGUAAGCCAGUUAACUGCCAUCCGAGCUAUUCCGGUCGACGUAAAGACGAGCUCCAGCUCGAUCAAGGACCAGGUCGGCACUGCGAAGAAAGACGAAGUCAAAGAAGAUCUCCUUCAAAUCCGGUCUGGUCCGAGAUCACCGGGAUCGUUAGCUGCACGUGGCGAGAUACGCGGAGGUGGAUCGUAG
Microthlaspi erraticum is the source of this 264-nucleotide messenger RNA. The record is from the annotation of a GenBank genome assembly. NCBI's taxonomy places the organism in Eukaryota, Viridiplantae, Streptophyta, Magnoliopsida, Brassicales, Brassicaceae.